This is a messenger RNA of Prunus armeniaca (apricot), 1362 nucleotides long. NCBI's taxonomy places the organism in Eukaryota, Viridiplantae, Streptophyta, Magnoliopsida, Rosales, Rosaceae. The record is from the annotation of a GenBank genome assembly.
AUGGACUGUCUAUGCAGGGGCAGAGGCCAAGAGUUUUAUGGUGCAGUCUGUCAAAGACAUCAAUGCUCAGAUUAUCGAAGAUCCUUCCCUGACAAGGAACAUCAGUGGAUAAUCUGUUCAGGGUGGAGAGUUACUUCUGUUAUCUCAGCUGGAGACUUAGAGCUUCCUUCUGGAGAUGAAGAGGAUGAGGCUCAGACAGAACAAGCAGCUGUGGAGGCCACUCCUUCUUCCAGAAGGAAGAGAAAAGAAACUGCUCCUGCCCAGGACACUGAAAGUCCUCCUCCUCCUCUUACUAAGUCCAAAAGACUUAAAAAGAGGACUAAGGUGGAGUAUGUGGCCACAGAAGAACCUGCAGCAGCUCCAACAACCACUUAUGGGACAGAUGAAGAACUUAGGGAAGCCUUUGAUGCCGUGGAGCAGGAAAGAGAACAGGAAGAAGAAGAAGAUGUCCCUUCCAAGGAGAAGAACAAAGAGCCAGAAGAAGAGGAGGAGAUUCCUGCUGAGGUGAUAGCAGAAAGCAUUGCCUUGGCCAAACAACAACAAGAAGCUCAGAAGGCAAAACCCAUAAGCUCAAAACUGGCUUUAUUCGACGAUGUGGAGGCAGAACAUUCUGCUGCAGCCCAAAUGCCCAUGGAGCGGUUAAAGCCAUCUAUUUUAGAACCUGUGGAGCAGGCAAAUCUUCUUGUUGCAGCCUCAGAACCUGAAGUGGAGGCCUCUGCUGCUGUUCCUAGACUUGUGGUAGAAGUGCCCAGGACUGCUGGGGUUUUGGAUGUGAUGACCAAUCCUCCGGUGCCUCCCAUUGUUGCUCUGGAUAAGUUGGAGAAAUUGAGUUCCACUCCUGGCAAGGCUAAGUCCAAGGUGGUGGAUGAGGCAAUGGAGAGGGAUAUGGACCUCUUGCACAGGCAGAACAUGGCUUCCAAGCCUAUUCUGGAAAUGAGCAUUGGUCUGGCCAGAGAUGUGCUCAACCUUCAUAACCGCUAUGAAGAUCUCAAGCCCACCUUCAAGACCUCUGAGUUCUGCAAAGCCACUCAUGAAGCCAACUUGGCUGAUUAUGCAAAGCAAAAAGCAAAACUGGACCAGAUGGUUGGGUACAAGGAGGCCAAGGCCACUGCAGACAGGCUGGAGAAGCAGAUUGAAGAGCUUCAAAAGCAGCUGGUAGAAUGCAGGGAAGUGCAGAACAGGCUCAGGCCUGGACUGAGUUCCAAGACUAAGGCCACCUUUCUUGUGCAGAACAUGGUUUCAGCUUCCAGGCCAGCCUUGAAGAUUGCAGAGGCCUCAAUCCACCAAGGGGUGCUACUCCAGAAGGAACUUUCUAUCAAGAUGGCUAGUUUACAGGAGACUCUUAAGAAGUUAGGCUUUUAG